CCUUUGGCAUAGUAAAUUCUAUGAUAAUUAUGAUGUUGUUAUGCGUUUAGAGUGUUUAGGUCGGUUAUGAAAAUACACCGCGAUUCUAGUUCUUUUCAAAUUAUAUUUAAAACGGUUUUUGGUUUGCUACAGAGUAGAACACAGUAAAGAAACACAGAAAGGAUUACUGCAAAGGAAUCUUAUCCCAUCCUGUUAACUGCAUUGAAUUUCAGCAAAAUUUUGACAAUGUUUAGUAACCCCAAUUACUUAAACCCUAGGGUUUGGCCUCACCUGUGUAAAGAUCCUGUUUAAGCUUAUUUUUGAUAUAUUGACAAACCCUAGUAGCUUAAAUACCAGUUGUUUAAGCUUGCAUGUAAUGAAUCGCUUUUCUAAAUAUUGUAAAUUUCUAUAGUCAGACUUCAUGAUUUAUCUGGAUACAUAGAGCUUUUUAUCUGGAUAAUCAUUUAUUGUUUUAAGAGGACAUGGAUAGAGAAAAUGUGCUGGAGGCAAUUUACGAAGAUGAUUAUUUAGACAAUGAAGAUUUUAUGUCAGACAAUGAAAAUUUAAUGCCAGACGUGGAUAUGAUGGAUGUUUCUGAAGGUGCAGCCUCAGAGGAUGGCGAGCUUAAGAAGGACGCUGCUCCUGAUGCACCAGUUGCAGAUAAUGAUUUAGAAAGAGUCAUAAAUAAUUCAAAGUGUGGUCCUCAAAGUGGGAAUUUCAAGAAGAAAAGACGGAGGAAAAAGAAGAAAAAUAAUAAUAGUGUUGGCAAUGUUAACAGGUUUGUUAUUAAUACAUGUAGGCAGUUACGAGAGCCAAAGUCUUAUCUUCUUUGGGAAACAAUUAGCAAAUUUGGUGUUUUGGCUGUAAGAAAUUUUGUGGAGGAGGUUUUUACUAUUGAGAGUCAUGGAGGACAGAUGACAGCUGAUGGUAAACGUCGCCGUACUCCUGGAGGCAUCCUAUGGAGCAUCUUGAAAUCACGGGAUCCAGAAGCAUAUAAGGAAAUAAUGCUAAAAGGCAAGGAGAUUGAGAGGCAACUCAAAAAAAAUAAUAGCAAAGGGCAUGCCACUGAGUUUGGUGGGCAGCCAAAUACCAAACGAACUAGAUUGAAUUCAGCUGACUCAAGUGAUGGAGGUCAAACGACUGAGGUCAUGUUAAAAAAUUUCUCCGAUCCAUUCAGAGAUGGGCAACCUGAAAUUAAUCUGCUGCAAGAAAACUCAUGGCAAGGUCCUUUGGUUAAGGCAUGGGUAGAUGGCAUAAAGACAAAGGAUCCAUUUUUGGAAAACAAUUGCAGAGUUGGUAAUGUUCAGGUGAAUGUACGUUCAGAGAAGGUGAAGGUUCCUGUCAGAGAUAGGAUCCGUGUGCCUGUUGGCUAUGAUGACUUAAUUGUUGAAAAUACAACAGAGAUUGAAGCAAAUAGAGAGGAAAAUGGGCAUCUGCAGGACUCUAUCUAAGGGUGUUACUAUGCAAGCUACAUGCGAGCAUUUGUUAUUGUUGUUUUUGCUUUGGAUUCUGUUAAGGCUCUCUACAUGGCAUAUAAUUAUUGGAUUUUAUGCUGAAUGUUAUGGAAUAUGAACCUUCAGAAAAAUGAGAUUAUUUUACUUUUCUUCAUGGCAGAUUUGAGAAAAGAAGCGGAUUUGCUUCAGGAAUAUUUUGCUUGAAUUGGCAGGGGGGUUGUUAUUUUACAUGUUAAGCUGAUCACAUUUGAUUUACCCCAUGGAUUAUAUAAGGAAAUGCUUGAAAGCAUCAUUGGAUAAUUGGCUGGAUCUAAUUCAAAGGUCCACACUUGACUUUUUGUGAAACUGGUGCAGCGGAUGUAAUUAGAGAUCAGAAGAGUAUGUAAACAUGGCAUAAUUGACAAUAAGAAAUAAAAGAUGAGAAACUGUUGAUUGCCAUUGAAAA
Cryptomeria japonica (Japanese cedar) is the source of this 1878-nucleotide messenger RNA. RefSeq lists its product as uncharacterized. The transcript has 5 exons. NCBI's taxonomy places the organism in Eukaryota, Viridiplantae, Streptophyta, Pinopsida, Cupressales, Cupressaceae. Gene Ontology annotation, biological process: snRNA export from nucleus. The record is from RefSeq and is a predicted model, not a curated record. Bases 462 to 1430 code for a protein of 322 amino acids.